Messenger RNA from Cuscuta epithymum, 1661 nucleotides. The record is from the annotation of a GenBank genome assembly. NCBI's taxonomy places the organism in Eukaryota, Viridiplantae, Streptophyta, Magnoliopsida, Solanales, Convolvulaceae.
AUAACUAUGAGGAUUGACGGACAUUUCAUGACAAACACCUGGAUUCUCCAGAUCAAAAUAACAAACGCGAACUCACCCAACUCGUUCGUCCGACUCAGCUAUGUGGAGGAGAUGCUCUCUAAGUUUCUCAUCGAAACUCGUCAACACAUCCAACUCUAAUCCUUCUGUUCUUGUUCUUCGUGCAUCCUUAGCACACCAUUCGCUUCUGAUCCGUCCCAGUUCGACGGCCGCCAGGUCGGAAUCAACAUCGCAGGCCGAUUCGGUGAAACUAGGGCUUACGUCUUCCACAUGGGAUCGUAAUUGGUCUUCGACAUCAGCCGUCAACUUGACAUCAUUAGCUUCUGCUUCGGUUUUCAAGAGUGAGGACGUGCUCGACUAUGCCAAACACUAUGGGCGCUGUUAUUGGGAGCUCUCCAAAGCUCGUCUGAGCAUGUUAGUUGUAGCCACAUCUGGCACGGGAUACGUUCUUGGGAGUGGUGGAGCAAUUGAUUACACAGGUCUUUGGGCUACAUGUGUGGGCACCAUGAUGGUUGCAGCCUCAGCUAACUCCUUAAAUCAGGUAUUUGAGGUAAAAAAUGAUGCAAAAAUGAAGAGAACCCAACAAAGACCAUUACCUUCAGGGCGGAUUACUAUACCUCAUGCCCUUUUCUGGGCGUCUAGUGUUGGUGCAGCUGGCACUGCUUUGUUGGCUUGCAAGGUUUUUACAGGCAAACAUGUUGGCUGCUGGCCUUGGUGCUUCUAAUCUCUUUCUUUAUGCAUUUGUGUACACUCCUCUGAAGCAGAUACAUCCCAUCAAUACAUGGGUUGGCGCUAUUGUUGGUGCUGUUCCACCACUUCUUGGGUGGGCCGCAGCAUCUGGUCAAGUGUCACUCAAUGGCUUCAUUCUUCCGGCUGCUCUUUAUUUUUGGCAGAUACCCCACUUCAUGGCCUUAGCAUACUUGUGCCGCCAAGAUUAUGCAGAUGGAGGGUUUAAGAUGUUUUCCCUGGCUGAUGCUUCUGGUAAGAGAACAGCUUCAGUUGCCUUCAGGAACUGCCUUUAUCUACUACCACUCGGUUAUCUAGCCUAUGACUGGGGCUUGACCUCAGGGUGGUUUUGCCUCGAGUCCACAUUCCUCGCACUUGCCAUCAGCAGCACCGCGACAGCAUUCUUUUUCAACCGCACAACAAAGGAUGCUAGGAGGAUGUUUCACGCUAGCCUUCUCUACCUUCCCGUCUUCAUGUCUGGCAUUCUCCUCCAUCGUAUAGGCAAUAACAACCAACAGGUAACCAUGAAAAACACAGAUAGUGAAUUAUUCAUGGACCGAAAGAGAGAGAAGUGUUCAGCCAGUGCUCAUUCUCGCCCACCCGUUGCAUACGCUUCGGUUGCCCCCUUUCCUUUCUUGCCGGCUCCUUUAUAUGCUGAAUCAUGACCUCAUCAGUUUUUUGUAUGUAUUCUUAUUAUUACACCCGCCCCAUCUUGAAUAAGGGUCAUAUUUGUUACACAUUAUUUUUAAUAUUAGAAACACAUUACCUUAUUAUAUAGGGAUUUGGACAUGAACUUAUACACUCCAAGAGUGUUCUACAGUUGCAAUUAGGUUGCAACCAUCUUCUCUUGCAGACUUGGGUUUUUGUGUGGAAAUUUAUACCUCACUAAUAAUGGCUGCAAAUAAUUUUUACAGUUG